UUUUUGAAUUACGAACAAUCGUAGAUAAUGUCGUUUAUUAAUAUCGUUUUUUGAUUAUUUAGUUUAGUUAGUGUGACUUUUGUUGUUAAUAUUUAAGUCAAAAUAGAUUUUACCUAAGUUUGUUGAUAAUUUCCUCCUGGUACAGUAUGACAGCAUCUGAAGAAACUGAACCAUUGAUAUCAACAUCGAAGGCUUCUACUUCUAAUAGCAAUAAACAACAACAACAACAACAACAAAGAGUCUCCUAUAAUUCAGUUUUGUUUGAUAACAAUGAACAACUUACACCUGAAAAUGAAUGUCAAGAUACGAUUAUACGCAUGGAACCUAUUUUUCAUUCAUCAUUAAAAAUAUCACAAUUAUAUAAUACUCCUAAUGAUAAAAUUACAUACACGUGGAGUGAUGUUAAUGUUUACGUUACUACAAAAAAGGAUAAAAUAUGGGACAGUGCACUUUUUAAAAGUAAAAAGCCUGUUGAACAAAAACACAUACUGAAAGAUGUAUCUGGAGUGGCAUAUCCUGGUGAAUUGUUAGUAAUCAUGGGAUCAUCGGGUGCAGGAAAAACAACCUUGUUAAAUGCAUUAACAUUUCGAUCCGGUCCAGGUGUCACAGUUUCAGGAUUGAUGGCAGCCAAUGGUAAAAAAGUAUCAUCUCAAAUUUUAACAUCAAGGACAGCUUAUGUACAACAGGAUGAUCUUUUUAUUGGUACAUUGACUGUUAAAGAACAUUUGUUAUUUCAAGCGAUGGUUCGUAUGGAUAAACAUAUAUCCUUUGAACAAAGGAAAAAACGCGUGAAUGAAGUUAUUAAUGAGCUUGCUUUAACCAAGUGUAGGAAUACGAUCAUUGGUGUACCAGGUCGUAUAAAAGGAUUAUCAGGUGGUGAAAUGAAAAGAUUAUCUUUUGCAUCGGAAGUUCUCACUGAUCCACCUUUGAUGUUUUGCGACGAACCAACUUCUGGGCUGGAUUCUUUUAUGGCACAUCAAGUUAUAUCUGUUUUAAAAGCCUUGACGGCACGUGGAAAAACAAUUAUUACAACGUUACAUCAACCAUCCUCAGAAUUGUUUACUUUAUUUGAUAGAAUUCUUUUAAUGGCUGAAGGAAGAGUCGCUUUCAUGGGUACAACUACGCAAGUUUGUGACUUUUUCAAAACAUUGGGAGCUGCCUGUCCUAGCAAUUACAAUCCAGCUGAUUAUUUCAUUCAAGUACUUGCUGUAGUACCCGGUAGAGAAGAUUCAUGCAAACAUUCUAUUAAUACAGUUUGCGAUACGUUUCAAAAAAGCGAAUAUGGAAUGAAAAUAGCUUUGGAAGCUGAAACGGUUAAUGGGGAAUUUGAACAUUCCUUGAAAGAACAAUUAUAUUCGAAUAAUACUAAAUCACCUUACAAAGCUUCCUGGUGUGAACAAUUUCGUGCUGUAUUGUGGAGAUCUUGGAUAUCAGUGAUCAAAGAACCAAUUCUCAUUAAAGUUCGCCUUUUGCAAACAAUUUUAGUUUCUUUGUUAAUCGGCGUCAUUUAUUUUCAUCAACGAUUGGAUCAAGAUGGUGUUAUGAAUAUUAAUGGUGCACUUUUUAUAUUUCUGACCAACAUGACUUUCCAAAAUGUUUUUGCUGUGAUUAGCGUAUUUUGUGCGGAACUGCCGAUAUUUUUAAGAGAACAUCGGAAUGGGAUGUACCGCACUGACGUUUAUUUCAUUUGCAAAACAUUAGCAGAAACACCAAUUUUCAUAGCAGUUCCUUUGAUAUUUACCAUAAUCGUUUAUCCGAUGAUUGGUUUAUAUCCCGCUGUGGAUCAUUUUUUUAUAACUGUAGCAAUCGUAACUCUCGUAGCAAACGUUUCUACUUCAUUCGGUUAUUUGAUUUCGUGUAUUAGUACCAAUGUUUCUAUGGCGUUAUCCAUAGGACCUCCGGUGAUAAUACCUUUCCUAUUGUUUGGUGGAUUUUUCUUAAAUGCUGGAUCUGUGCCAUCAUAUUUUGAGUGGUUCUCGUAUUUGUCAUGGUUUCGAUAUGGAAACGAGGCACUUCUUAUUAAUCAAUGGGCAGAUGUAGAUACAAUUGAAUGUACCAGGAGUAAUUCAACCUGUCCAAAGAGUGGACGUAUGGUUCUUCAGAUUUUCAAUUUCAAACCGGACAACUUUUGGAUGGAUAUCAUUUCUCUAUUCUGUCUUAUCAUAGCGUUUCGUUUUCUAGCAUUUAUCGCAUUAUUAUCGAAGACAAGACGUCCUAGAUAUAAAUAAUAAUAAUAAUAAUAAUAAUAAUAAUAAUAAUAAUAAUAAUAA
Polistes dominula (European paper wasp) is the source of this 2270-nucleotide messenger RNA. Its product is annotated as eye pigment precursor family transporter white. Gene Ontology annotation, molecular function: ABC-type transporter activity; ATP hydrolysis activity; ATP binding. Gene Ontology annotation, biological process: transmembrane transport. Lineage: Eukaryota; Metazoa; Arthropoda; Insecta; Hymenoptera; Vespidae. The record is from RefSeq and is a predicted model, not a curated record. Gene Ontology annotation, cellular component: plasma membrane; cytoplasmic vesicle membrane.